GGGAGGCUGAGGGGCUGGCUCAGCAAAGAAUAUAAAUAAAGGACAGAAUGAUGCAGAUAGAGCAAGACAUCUGAACUUUUCUUCAAGAAGGCCAUGCACAAAGGUUGUGUGAUUGUUCAGAGAUGAAUCGUGCUCCAUGCUUCCUGGCGUUGGGGCUGUGCCUGGCUUUCUCCUACCAACUUUCUGCAGAAGAGAGUCUGGGGGGACCGUUCAUUCUUAGUGCUGUGGAGGAUGCCAAGAGGACUGUUGAUGAAGCCUACAAAUACUCACGAGAAGAGAGUCUGUCCCGUGUGCAGAAGGGGUCGCCCAGGCCUUCAGAUGUUCUGCGUCUGCUGAAGCAGCCGGCCCGGGACGCACGCUCAGCAGUGCGAGCUGCAGACUACAUGGACUACACUCUCACACUGAUCCAGCAGAGGGCGCACCACCUGCACAAACGCUCGCUCAAUGUUACAGAUCUGCUCACCCCUGAUGAACUGGGCACCAUCGCCCGUCUGACAGGCUGUGCAGCGCGAGUCCGGCCUCCGUCCUGCCACCUGAUCCCAAAGAUCAACACGUACCGAACUGCCACUAGCGUCUGCAACAAUCUGAAAUUUCCUCUGCGUGGGGCCUCCAACACGCCCUUCACCCGCUGGCUGCCCCCUAAAUACGAGGAUGGGUUCUCCCAACCCAGGGGAUGGGACCCCAAAAGAAGCUACAAUGGAUUCUUACUCCCCCUGGUCCGAGAGGUCUCCAACAGGAUUCUGGCCGCAUCUAGGGUGGGCAAUGACCAGGCGUUCACCUUCCUGCUGACCAUCUUUGGCCAGUGGGUCGACCACGACCUGACCUCCACCCCGACGUCUCCCAGCAUCCGUUCCUUCAGCAACGGCGUCAACUGUGAAACAACCUGCGAGCGAAUUAGCCCCUGCUUCCCCAUUCCGAUCCCGAAGGAGGACCCUCGUUUUUCCCAAAAUACCAGAUGCCUCCCUUUCAUGCGCUCCGCACCAGCCUGCAAGAAGGGGAACAACGUUCGGGAGCAGAUCAACUCCCUGACGGCCUACCUGGACGUGGGGCAGGUGUACGGCUCGGAGGACGCGUUGGCCCGUAACCUGCGUGACUUCACCAACAACGGGGGGCUACUGCGCAUCAACCAGAGAUUCAAGGACGGGGGCAGGGAGCUCCUGCCCUUCACUACCAAGGCGCCCAACAUGUGCGCGACUCGUCGGAAAAUCACCAACUCCUCUGGACUGGAAGAGGUGCCCUGCUUCAUAGCAGGCGACGAACGUGUGGAUGAGAACACUGGCCUCACCUCUCUGCACACUCUGUUCCUGCGUGAGCACAACCGCCUGGCGCGGGCACUGCGCCAGCUCAACCCGCACUGGAACGGCGAGACGCUCUACCAGGAGGCGCGCAAGAUCAUGGGCGGCUACCAUCAGGUGAUCAUAUUCCGGGACUACUUGAAAGCCAUCGUUGGACCCAAUGCCUUUUCUCGUUUCCUCUCCAAAUACCCUGGCUACAAUGAGAAAGUGGACCCCACCAUCGCCAACGUCUUCGCCACGGCUGCCUACCGCUUCGCCCACCUCGCCAUCCAGCCCUUCAUAUUCCGAUUGGAUGAGAACUACCAGGAACACACAAAAUUCCCCAGCGUGCCACUGCAUAAGGCUUUCUUCACCCCCUGGAGGGUGGUCUUUGAAGGUGGGAUAGACCCCCUGAUUCGGGGAUUGGUUGGCCGUCCCGCCAAGCUCAACAUACAGGAUCAGAUGAUGGUGGAUUCGCUCCGUGAUAGGCUGUUCCAGUUCACCGACCACGUGGCGCUGGACCUGGGUGCUCUGAACAUGCAGCGUGGUCGUGACCAUGGCAUCCCUGGCUACAACGAAUGGCGUAGAUUCUGUGGCCUGUCUCAGCCAAAGAACCUAGCGCAAUUGGCUCGGGUUUUGAAAAACCACUCUUUGGCUAAGCGACUUUUGAAGCUGUACGGCACCCCCGCCAACAUCGACGUGUGGCUGGGGGGCGUCGCAGAGCCCUUCGUCCCCGGGGGCCGCGUGGGGCCCCUCUUUGCCUGCCUAAUCGCCAAUCAGUUUCAGAAGAUCCGCCAGGGAGACAGGUUGUGGUGGCAGAACAAGGACGUGUUCACCAUCAGACAGAGGGCUUCCCUGGCCAGUGUCUCAUUGGCCCGCAUCAUCUGUGACAACACAGGCAUCAGAGACGUCCCCCGUGACCCCUUCCUGUGCCGCACGCGUGUAUUCAGCUACACCAAGUGUAAUGCCAUUCCUGCCUUUGACCUCAGGCCCUGGAUCCAGAAACGCUCAGAUGGCAACCAGACUGAUAUCAGCAAAUUCCAGUUUCAAAACGAGAUUCUGAUCCAAAGUGGUGACAGGAAUAUCCAGGACAAUGAGAUCCCCUGGGGCCCCCAGGUCUGAAGGUUUCUCGUGGCCCCCAGAGUCUGGCAGACAGCAGUUAGGCCUUCACUGUUCAACUGAGCUUCAACUAUCCCCAAUCAAAUUAUUAUCCUCCUGGAGAUCAUUGCCAACCGCCAGAACCCUCAUCAACAUGUAGCCAGAGGCAUUUACCUUAGCAGUGCCUGAGUUCUACCUGCUUGUUUGACGGAUUGAUUUUAUGUUUUGGUAAAAGAAUGCAUACAUCAUAUAGUGCAAUUUGUGCCCAGAGGAUAGCACAUUAAGAGCAUUAGCAAACCCUUAUUUUCAACAUCUUCCUCGUUCUCAAUACAAAAACAUCAAAUGAUAUACCACAGACAAUAAAAACGAAUCAAAAUUUCAUAAUUUCAAAACUUUUCAAUAAGAAGAACAUCCUCAGAAAAUAAACCGCCAUACAAAGGAUCUACCAAACAUGGCUGAUCUCACAAAAACCCACAUGAAUGUUGCCCGAGUAGAGCAGAUUUAGUUGGUUAUUGAUCUCCACAAGUACUGCUUCAGCUGCUUUUUUUUACAUACAUCUCUAUGCUGACUCUUUUUGAUGUGCAAGGGAUGGCUGUUUCGGAGACAGACACCAGUGUAGAAAAAACAUCCCCCCUCCCCCCACCCCCACCCCCACCACGACUCCCACCUCAGCUCCGCUGUCUGCCACUAGCUGGAACACCCUCGCGAGUCCCCUCCUGCCCUUGCAACCAGGCCUCAGUUUCUGUUUUCUUCCAGGGAAAGUAAGAUCUCCGAUUCCCUCGCACUCCCUGGGCAACGCUAUGGCAAAUUAGACCUCAGCCUUUCGGCUGGAAGGGCGCUAAUCGAUAGCUGGUAAACGAGCCAACAUCACAAAGCAUGGUUAGCAUUAACUGAACAUUACGAAAUGAGAGCUAAGGAAAUGUUGGGAUGUGCUAUCCGUGCUCAGGAGACAGCUUAAUAAAUGAGUCCCAAGAUUUACAUAGCUCACCCAUUUCUAACUCAAGACACCCGAUUGUGACACUUUGGUCAAAGAUGACGAAGUCAAUGGUUAUGGUAAACACCAGCUCAAAGUCGAUUCGCCCAGACAAUUUGCUUUGCCAUAAUUGCUCCAUGUAAUAAACCGUAAUAAAAACGCUGCACCAGUUAAUGUGAAAUUAUUCACGGAUCAAUAAAAAAGUUGCUUAAAAAAAGUGCCGGUUGAUA
Molecule: messenger RNA, 3575 nt
Organism: Anguilla anguilla (European eel)
Lineage: Eukaryota; Metazoa; Chordata; Actinopteri; Anguilliformes; Anguillidae
Product: eosinophil peroxidase-like
Exons: 16
Coding region: 123-2396 (757 amino acids)
Biological process (GO): response to oxidative stress
Molecular function (GO): heme binding; peroxidase activity
Source: RefSeq, a predicted model, not a curated record